GAAUCUCCCCAGAGCACGUCCGUGGCAGCUCCGCCUCCGCCGGGUGGGUGCGCGGCCUGGAGCGCCCUCUUCCCGCCCUCUCGCCGCUGCCCGGCUGCCGGCCUCCCUCACUAGAGCAGCCAUGGCGGUGGCCGCGGAGCAAGAGCAGCAGCAGUUCUACCUUCUUCUCGGCAACCUGCUCAGCCCGGACAACGCCGUCCGGAAACAGGCCGAGGAAACAUAUGAGAACAUACCAGGCCAGUCUAAGAUUACAUUCCUUUUACAAGCUGUCCGAAAUGCUACUGUCGCUGAAGAGGCUAGGCAAAUGGCUGCUGUCCUUCUACGGAGGCUUUUGUCAGCUUCUUUUGAAGAGGUUUAUCCAACUCUGCCCCCGGAGGUUCAGGCUGGCAUCAAAAGUGAACUGCUCUUGAUUAUUCAAAUGGAAACACAGUCUAGUAUGAGGCGAAAAAUUUGUGAUAUUGUAGCUGAACUUGCCCGGAACCUAAUAGAUGAGGAUGGCAAUAACCAAUGGCCAGAGGGUCUGAAGUUCUUGUUUGACUCAGUCAGCUCUCAAAAUGUGGGACUUCGUGAAGCUGCUCUACAUAUCUUCUGGAAUUUUCCCGGUAUUUUUGGAAAUCAACAGCAGCACUACUUGGAGGUUGUCAAACGGAUGUUGGUGCAGUGUAUGCAGGAUGAGGAGAAUCCAACGAUCAGGAUGCUGUCUGCUAGGGCUGCAGCUGCAUUUGUUCUUGCUAAUGAUCAAAAUCUUCCACUUCUUAAACAUUUUGCAGACUUGUUGCCUGGUAUCUUGCAGGCAGUAAAUGAAUCUUGUUAUCAAAAUGAUGAUUCAGUCCUAAAGUCCCUUGUAGAGAUUGCAGAUACGGUUCCAAAGUAUUUACGUCCACACUUAGAAGCAACAUUACAGCUAAGCUUGACGUUAUGUGCAGACACUAAUCUCAGUAAUAUGCAACGUCAGCUGGCUCUUGAAGUAAUAGUUACAUUAUCUGAGACUGCUGCUGCUAUGCUAAGAAGACAUAUCAACAUUGUUGCACAAGCUAUUCCUCAGAUGUUAACAAUGAUGGUUGACCUGGAAGAGGAUGAAGAUUGGGCGAAUUCUGAUGAGCUGGAAGAUGAUGAUUUUGAUAGCAAUGCUGUUGCUGGUGAGAGUGCCCUGGACAGAAUGGCAUGUGGCCUUGGUGGGAAACUUGUUCUGCCUAUGAUAAAAGAGCAUAUUAUGCAAAUGCUUCAGAAUCCUGACUGGAAGUACAGGCAUGCUGGCUUGAUGGCUCUGUCAGCUAUUGGUGAAGGCUGUCAUCAACAGAUGGAGGGGAUUCUCAAUGAAAUAGUUAAUCUGGUUUUGCUUUUCCUCCAGGAUCCUCAUCCAAGAGUGAGAUAUGCAGCUUGUAAUGCCAUUGGUCAGAUGGCUACCGACUUCGCACCAGGCUUCCAAAAGAAAUUCCACGAAAAGGUAAUUGCAGCUCUUCUGCAGACCAUGGAAGAUCAAGACAACCAACGUGUUCAGGCUCACGCAGCCGCUGCGCUGAUCAACUUCACUGAAGAUUGUCCCAAAUCACUACUAAUUCCUUAUCUAGAUAACUUGGUGAAGCAUCUGCAUUCCACUAUGGUAUUAAAAAUUCAGGAGCUGAUAGAAAAAGGCACUAAACUGGUUUUGGAGCAAGUUGUGACCUCCAUUGCAUCUGUUGCUGAUACAGCCGAAGAGAAAUUUGUUCCAUACUAUGAUUUAUUUAUGCCUUCGCUUAAACACAUUGUAGAGAAUGCUGUGCAGAAGGAGCUUAGACUCUUAAGAGGAAAAACUAUAGAAUGUAUCAGCUUGAUCGGUCUUGCCGUAGGUAAAGAGAAGUUCAUGCAAGAUGCCUCAGAUGUGAUGCAGCUGUUGCUGAAAACACAGACAGCCUUCAAUGAUUUGGAAGAUGAUGAUCCUCAGAUAUCCUACAUGAUUUCUGCAUGGGCUAGAAUGUGCAAGAUACUUGGAAAAGAAUUCCAGCAAUAUCUUCCAGUUGUUAUGGGCCCCCUGAUGAAAACAGCAUCAAUUAAGCCUGAAGUAGCUCUCCUGGACACACAAGAUAUGGAAAACAUGAGUGAUGAUGAUGGCUGGGAAUUUGUAAAUCUUGGAGACCAGCAGAGCUUUGGUAUUAAGACUGCAGGCCUGGAAGAAAAAGCAACUGCAUGUCAGAUGUUGGUUUGUUAUGCCAAAGAACUGAAGGAAGGGUUUGUGGAAUACACGGAGCAAGUUGUGAAACUGAUGGUUCCUCUGUUGAAAUUCUAUUUCCAUGAUGGUGUGCGUGUGGCUGCUGCAGAAUCAAUGCCUCUGCUCUUGGAAUGUGCAAGAGUUCGUGGUCCAGAAUACCUCACUCAGAUGUGGCAUUUUAUGUGUGAUGCCCUCAUCAAGGCGAUUGGUACAGAGCCGGAUUCCGAUGUCCUUUCAGAAAUAAUGCAUUCUUUUGCCAAGUGUAUUGAAGUGAUGGGAGAUGGAUGCCUUAACAAUGAACAUUUUGAAGAACUUGGGGGAAUACUGAAAGGAAAACUAGAAGAGCACUUUAAAAAUCAAGAGCUAAGACAAGUGAAAAGGCAAGAUGAAGACUAUGAUGAGCAAGUGGAAGAGUCCCUGCAAGAUGAACAUGAUAGUGAUGUCUAUAUUCUGACUAAAGUGUCAGAUAUUUUGCACUCUAUAUUCAGCAGCUACAAGGCAAAGGUGUUACCGUGGUUUGAACAACUGCUGCCACAAAUUGUCAACUUAAUUUGUCCACAUAGACCAUGGCCAGAUAGACAAUGGGGCUUAUGCAUGUUUGAUGAUGUCAUAGAACACUGUAGCCCUUCAUCAUUCAAAUAUGCAGAAUACUUCCUGAGACCAAUGCUACAGUCAAUAUGUGAUAACAGCCCAGAGGUUCGUCAAGCUGCUGCAUAUGGUGUUGGUGUAAUGGCGCAAUUUGGUGGAGACAGUUACCGGCCUUUCUGCACAGAGGCACUUCCAUUGCUGGUGAGAGUUAUUCAAUCAACAGAUGCCAAAACCAAAGAGAAUGUCAAUGCAACAGAGAACUGCAUUUCAGCAGUUGGGAAGAUCAUGAAAUUCAAACCUGACUGUAUAAAUGUUGAAGAAGUAUUGCCACACUGGUUAUCAUGGCUUCCACUGCAUGAAGACAAGGAAGAAGCUGUCCAUACGUUCAAUUACUUGUGUGACUUAAUAGAGAGUAAUAAUCCAAUUGUACUGGGCCCUAACAACUCUAAUCUGCCGAAAAUAUUCAGUAUAAUUGCAGAUGGUGAAAUUAAUGAAGCAAUCAAGCAUCAAGAUCCGUGCACCAAACGACUGGCUAAUGUAAUUCGGCAAGUGCAGACAUCUGAAGGGCUUUGGACAACAUGCAUAUCUCAGCUCAGUGCAGAGCAGAAGGCAGCCAUCCAGGAGCUCCUGACUUCUGUGUAAAGGGCCUUAACCAUCAUCUGCAAGAAUGCUCCGAAUAAACGUUUACCCUUUGGUUUAGGUUUCUUUGUUUGGUUUUUAAGAGAGAAAACUGUAGUGCACGUAGGCCAGUCUGCAACCUACAGGCAGUGGCAACAGGAAGAAACGCUUUGCAAAGGGUGUCGCGUUGAAUUUCCACACCUCUGCACUGAAGAAGCUCCCUGUAAACCCUGCAAGUAGCACUGAAGAGUAUUUUUCUAAUGGUAUGAACCAGCCACAUGAUGGUGAAAGGGAAACAAGUUGAAUUUUCAUUAAGUAUAAACAAAUUAAGACAGUUUUAAGACCAGGUAUUCAGUAGAUGCCCAUUAUAACAGAUUACAGGCAUUUUUACCCUCUAGUGUUAACCUGUAUUGGAGUGUGAAUAUUUUUGUAGGGUAGAGAACACCCACCUGCCCAUCAAACCAGUAGAUUAAAAGAUGAUAAACUGAUGGCAACAUCGCGCAUGAAGACUUCAUCGACAUCGCAUUCAGUUUUCUGAAACAGGCUUGUGUAAUGACUCAAUGAAGAAAGCCAUUGAGCUCCCAGCCCUUGAAUGUGAAGUGUCUUUGGCAUGUCUGACAGUAUCUCAUCCACUCUUCAAUAAAUGACAUUGAAAUACAAUACAAA
Sphaerodactylus townsendi is the source of this 4060-nucleotide messenger RNA. It is a transcript of the gene IPO5, whose product is annotated as importin 5. Bases 122 to 3418 code for a protein of 1098 amino acids. The record is from RefSeq and is a predicted model, not a curated record. Gene Ontology annotation, cellular component: cytoplasm; nucleus. Gene Ontology annotation, biological process: protein import into nucleus. NCBI's taxonomy places the organism in Eukaryota, Metazoa, Chordata, Lepidosauria, Squamata, Sphaerodactylidae. The transcript has 26 exons. Gene Ontology annotation, molecular function: small GTPase binding; nuclear import signal receptor activity.